AAAAUCCUGCACUUCGUCCCAUUUUCCGUUCAUCAAGAGUGUUAUAAAUAGCGUGUGGGUGUGGAAAGUGUGAAAUGGCGACGAAUAUAGUGUUUAAUCCGUCGCUCACGAAGACGGACCCUCAUGAGCAUCCGGUUCUUAUCAUUGGGCAACUGUCCCAUCUUUCAUUGCUCAGUUUUGACGAUCUCAAGGUGAAAUUGGAGCCCCGCGUGACUUACGAGACAUUCGCCAACGCCCUCGCAUGCCUCCAUCCGUCGCCCACUGACACGUGUCCGCUGUAUCUGGACCUGGCCACUCUGGCGGCUCUGCCGCUCAAGUGCUCCAGACACAACACCAGCUCCCGUGCUCACUCCAUCACGAAACUCGUGAGCACCAAGGUCACGGGGGUGAACGAGAGCGUGGUGAUUGUGUGCGAGAAGAAGGAUCUGUUCGCGAGCGCUUGUGCUGUCGUGCGGGCUUUUCCGCUCUAUUCCCGGAAGAACCGACGUGGUCCGAUACCCGCUUCCACGGUGCAUGUGGAGUUCAUUGUGCUGGAGGGCGACAAAAUCCUGCUUGAGCCCCUCUCGACUCCAGAGAUCUCGUGUAUUGAGAAUGUGACCCAGGGAAUCCGUCUGGCGGCUAAGAUUGUGGAUACGCCUUGCAAUGAGAUGAACGUGUCUCACUUCCUGGAGGAGGCGCAAACCGUGGCCGGAGAGCUCAAUAUCACUCCGCUCGUGAUUCGUGGUGAGGAUCUCCAGACUCGCGGGUUUGGGGGCAUUUAUGGUGUGGGAAAGGCCGCUGCUGUGCCUCCAGCACUCUGUGUGCUGUCUCACAAGCCGGCCGGGGCCACGAAGACGAUCGCGUGGGUGGGUAAGGGCAUUGUUUACGACACCGGCGGUCUCAGUAUUAAGGGAAAGACGGCGAUGCCGGGCAUGAAGCGCGAUUGCGGAGGAGCAGCUGCUAUCCUUGGAGCAUUUUAUGCCGCCGUGAAGGGCGGCUUCACCGAGAAUCUGCAUGCCAUCUUCUGCCUGGCCGAGAACUCGGUGGGUCCCAAUGCCACGCGUCCCGAUGACAUCCAUCAACUCUACUCCGGUCUCACGGUGGAGAUCAACAACACCGACGCCGAGGGACGUCUCGUGCUCUCCGACGGUGUGGUGUAUGCCAAGAAGGAUUUGAGUGCCGACGUGAUCCUGGACAUGGCCACACUGACUGGGGCGCAGGGCAUUGCCACGGGAAAGUAUCACGGUGCCAUUUUGACGAACAACGAAGUUUGGGAGCAGAAAGGGGUGGAUGCCGGCCGCAUUUCUGGUGAUCUUCUAUCCCCAGUUCCGUACUGUCCAGAGCUGCAUUUUUCUGAGUUUUCCUCCAGUGUUGCUGACAUGAAAAACUCAGUGGCCGAUCGCAACAAUGCUCAAGUCUCCUGUGCUGGUCUCUUCGUGGCUGCACACUUGGGAUUUGACUAUGCCGGUUCGUGGAUCCAUAUCGACAUGGCAUCGCCGGUUCAUUGCGGUGAAAGAGCCACAGGUUAUGGUGUAGCUCUUCUGUGCUCCCUGUUUGGGAAUUACACUUCCUGCUCACUGCUGCAGCAGUUUGCUCCGCACGUGACUGAGCCACCACUGAAGAAAGUCUGCCUUUGAGGAAAUUCAAGAAAGACUGACAUCAAUCGGCAAUGAUAUUCUUAGAUUUGUUCUGUGUCUCGUCCGUGUGAAAGGGCAUUUCAAUAAACAUAAUUUUUUCAAUUUCCAAUAGCAGCUUAAAAA
Molecule: messenger RNA, 1739 nt
Organism: Phlebotomus argentipes
Lineage: Eukaryota; Metazoa; Arthropoda; Insecta; Diptera; Psychodidae
Gene: grsm
Product: probable aminopeptidase NPEPL1
Exons: 3
Coding region: 75-1616 (513 amino acids)
Biological process (GO): proteolysis
Cellular component (GO): cytoplasm
Molecular function (GO): metalloaminopeptidase activity; manganese ion binding
Source: RefSeq, a predicted model, not a curated record